Messenger RNA from Aegilops tauschii subsp. strangulata, 1454 nucleotides. Its product is annotated as 2-methyl-6-phytyl-1,4-hydroquinone methyltransferase 1, chloroplastic. The record is from RefSeq and is a predicted model, not a curated record. Gene Ontology annotation, molecular function: 2-methyl-6-phytyl-1,4-benzoquinone methyltransferase activity. Gene Ontology annotation, biological process: methylation. NCBI's taxonomy places the organism in Eukaryota, Viridiplantae, Streptophyta, Magnoliopsida, Poales, Poaceae.
UCAUCCGUUUCCUUCUGCUCCCCUCCACUCCUCGACGCGGCGGCGGCGGCGGCGGCGUCUCACCUCCACCCCACUCCCUCCCGCAAUGGCGAUGGCCUCCGCGCACGCGCCGAGCGGCGCCGGGAGCCUGGCGCCGCGCGGGGCGCCGAGGCUGCGCGCGCCGGCCGGGCUGGGCUACCUCGGCCUCGGCCCCUCCAGGCCGGCCCUCCGCCCCGUCGCCCUCGCGAGGCGCGCCGCCCCCUCGGGCGCGCGGUCCCCGCUGCUCAGGUGCGCCGCGGCCUCCUCGCCCCCGGUCGCGCGGCCCGCCUCGGCGCCGCGCUUCAUCCAGCACAAGAAGGAGGCCUUCUGGUUCUACCGCUUCCUCUCCAUCGUCUACGACCACGUCAUCAACCCGGGCCACUGGACCGAGGACAUGCGCGACGACGCGCUCGAGCCCGCCGACCUCCACAGCCGCAAGCUCAAGGUCGUCGACGUCGGCGGCGGCACCGGCUUCACCACGCUCGGCAUCGUCAGGCACGUCGACCCCGCCAACGUCACGCUGCUCGACCAGUCGCCCCACCAGCUCGACAAGGCCAGGCAGAAGGAGGCGCUCAAGGGGGUCCAGAUCAUGGAGGGCGACGCCGAGGACCUCCCCUUCCCCACUGACACCUUCGACCGAUACGUCUCCGCCGGCAGCAUUGAGUACUGGCCUGACCCGCAGCGAGGAAUCAAGGAGGCCUACAGGGUCCUCAGGCUCGGCGGGAAAGCUUGUUUGAUCGGCCCUGUGCAUCCAACCUUUUGGCUGUCUCGCUUUUUCGCUGAUAUGUGGAUGCUGUUCCCCACUGAAGAGGAGUACAUCGAAUGGUUCACAAAGGCAGGGUUCAAGGAUGUUCAGCUGAAGAGGAUUGGACCAAAAUGGUACCGUGGUGUCCGUAGGCAUGGCCUGAUCAUGGGGUGCUCUGUGACGGGCGUCAAGAGAGAAAGCGGGGACUCCCCUUUACAGCUUGGUCCGAAGGCUGAAGACGUCAGCAAGCCCGUGAAUCCUAUCACCUUUUUCUUCCGCUUCCUCAUGGGAACAAUAUGUGCCGCGUACUAUGUUCUGGUGCCUAUUUACAUGUGGAUAAAGGACCAGAUUGUGCCCAAAGGCAUGCCGAUCUAAGGGAGGGGAAUUGAGCUGCAGCGAAGAGAGGAUAGCCAAUAUCUGAAUUAGGCUUCUCUAUAUUAGGCACUUCACAUCUGUUUUUGUUUACCUUUUAUAUUUCCUGUUGUCGUGUAUUUACUUUACUUUGGGUCUUGUUAUGUGGAGAAAUAAUAUUUAUGACUUGGAUUAAACGCGUCAGAGCUCUUGAGCGUGAAAUGGCUCAUUUGUAGCAGGUCAUUGUUUCACAAAUAGAAUGUAUCUGUAAUAUUUCUCCACCGUAUGCUGACUUGCUAAGUGGUAGACAAAAAUGAUACAUAAGCUGAAUUCCUAUUUA